UGAUAAGAAUCCAAUUGCUAUGAUUCUAUGACAAAAUACCCUCUCCCAAAAGUAAAGUGGAAAAACACAUCCCCGUGACUAUAUGGAACAAUCCAAUCUGGUUCACGGGUUUCUCUAAAACUUGAUAUAUAUACACCUUCUCAAUUCUCAUGCACAUUCAUUUCAACACCACAAACACAUACAAACAUACAUAAAAAGAAAGAGGAGGCUAAAAUGGCGAGCAAGAAGACGGCUAUGGCUAUGAUGGUGAUGAUCGUGGUGGUGAUGGCUAAGUUAGUCGAUAGGUCAGUUGCGAUUGACCUCUGUGGUAUGACACAGGAUGAGUUGAAUGAGUGCAAACCAGCGGUUAGCAAGGAGAAUCCAACAAGCCCAUCACAGCCUUGCUGCUCCGCUCUACAACACGCCGAUUUCACCUGUCUUUGUGGCUACAAGAACUCUCCAUGGCUCGGUUCUUUCGGUGUUGAUCCUGAACUCGCUUCUGGUCUCCCCAAACAGUGUGGCCUAACCAACGCCCCAACUUGUUAAAUAAGCUUGGUUUGUGUGUAUGUAUUUCUCCUAUUCUAAAUAUCGGAUGUUAUUUGUCCUUUUUAUAAAUCGUAUUUUAAGCCAAA
Molecule: messenger RNA, 611 nt
Organism: Arabidopsis lyrata subsp. lyrata
Lineage: Eukaryota; Viridiplantae; Streptophyta; Magnoliopsida; Brassicales; Brassicaceae
Product: putative lipid-transfer protein DIR1
Exons: 1
Coding region: 214-525 (103 amino acids)
Biological process (GO): systemic acquired resistance
Molecular function (GO): fatty acid binding
Source: RefSeq, a predicted model, not a curated record